CGGCUCCAAGAUGGCGGCGGCGGCUCCUCCGGCUCCAUCGCCGCCUCCCCCUCCUCCAGCCGGCCCGUGUUGUCCGGGUUCUUGGCCUAACUUCGCCGUCGUUUGUUCAUUCCUCGAACGUUACGGUGCUUUGUUGGAUCUCCCCGAGUUGCCUUUCCCCGAUCUGGAACGAGUCUUGCAGCCUCCACAGGAACCUGGAGAUCAGGUUCCAAAAGAAUUGGUGGAGCUUCACUUGAAACUGAUGAGAAAGAUUGGGAAGUCUGUCACAGCAGACAGAUGGGAAAAAUAUUUGAUCAAGAUAUGCCAAGAAUUCAACAGCACUUGGGCUUGGGAGAUGGAAAAAAAAGGAUACUUAGAAAUGAGUGUCGAAUGCAAACUGGGGAUUCUGAAGUAUCUCUGUGAAUGUCAAUUUGAUGACAAUCUGAAGUUCAAAAAUAUAAUUAACGAGGAGGAUGCUGAUGCCAUGCGCCUUCAGCCUAUUGGUCGAGACAAGGAUGGACUGAUGUAUUGGUAUCAGCUGGAUCAAGAGCAUAAUGUCAGGAUGUACAUAGAAGAACAGGAUGACCAGGAUGGAUCCACAUGGAAGUGCAUUGUUAGAAACCGAAAUGAGCUUGCUGAGACCCUUGAGCUCUUGAAAGCACAAAUUGAUCCUGCCCUGCUGAAAAACAACAGUUCUCAGCAAGAGAAUUCAUCACGUGAAAGCCCAAGUAUAGAAGAUGAAGAGACCAAGAAGGGUGAAGAAGCAUCUACACAAGAAAACCAAUUAAAAAUCAAAGAAGAAAAAGAUGAGGUGGAGGAACAGUCAAAGGAAUUGGAAAGUCUUCCUCUUCCCGUGGUCAAAGAGGAUGAAAACAUGACAAAAAUAGAGAAGGUUGAAGAAAAAGAAAUUAUUAAAUUGCCAGUAAUAGUAAAGUUAGAGAAGCCUUCGGAAUACAACGAAGAGAAACAAACUGUCAAAGAAGAAAGUGACUCCUUUAAAGAAAAUGUCAAGCCUGUUAAAGCAGAGGCGAAGGAAAACAAAAUAGAACCAAAGGACUUAAAAGAAGUAAAAAGUUCGACUGACAAAAUAGCAGUUCAUGAGCCUGAGAGGUUAGAAUUUUGUGUUAAUGUCAAAACGCCCCAGGAAAUUGUGGAGAAAUCUGUAGAAGAAAGUGAGAAACUUAAAAAUGACCAGCAGGCAAAAAUACCUCUUAAAAAACGAGAGAUCAAGCUGACAGAUGAUUAUGACAGUCCUAUAAAGGGGUCCCUGUGUAAAUGCGUGACUCCAACAAAGGAUGUCUUGAAGGAAGAGGGGAAACCAGAAGAGGAAACAUUUAAGAGAGUCCCUACAAUUACUGCUUUAUGUCCUGAUGGAAAAGUGCUGGUAAAUGGAGAGGUUAGCAGUGAAAAAAUAACUCCAAGUGUCAUACAGAAUAAUAGGUCGGAGCACAUUGUCAGUACGAAGGAAGACAGCAGCUCAUUAAAAGAGAAAAAUGGGAAAAGUGGGGAAAAAGUAUCAGACUCCCUAAAUUCUGUUAGUAAGAUUGUAAAAGCAUGCGAGGUUGAGAGAAAUGCAGUAACUGUGGUGAAAGAGCUAGGGGCUGUGGUCUCUGAGGUUUCCAAUCAGAAAGUGCCUUUAAAGGAGGAAUCUAGUCCUGUGGAAAAAGAGAACCUUGACAGUCCGGCUACUGAAAUGGUAGUGGAAGAAUCUUUAAACUCUGAAGACUGUGCCAAAAAACCCGAAGAGAAACUAGCCACGAUAAUCAAAAAGGACAGACUGCCACCGCCCAAAGAAUGUGUAGAGAAGCUGGAGAAGCCCACAGACACAUCUGCUCCUGCAGAACUGCCCAAGCCUGCACCGUCUGAGGAAGAGACCUUGAAAAGCAGAAGUGAGCCCGAGGAGAAACCUGAUUCUCCCAAAGCUGCUGAGACACCCCCUCCAUCUUCUUCUCCUGUUACUUUAGAGAAGCCUGUUUUGGAAACAGAAGGUUCUGAUGCUAAACCUGCACUCCCUGAGGAAAGCCAAAUAGAAGAAAAAUCCAGCCCUGAAAAACCAGAGGAAGAGCCUGAAGCUUCCAAGCCAGAGCCAGAGGGAUUAGAUGAUGCCCAUGCGUCCAAUCUAGAGAACUCCUCCGAGAGUAAAAAGGAUUCCCCAACACCUAAAAGCAAAUUUAAGUAUAAACUAGUUUCUGAAGAAGAAAGCUGCACAACAGAUAAUAAGGAAAUAACUUCUGAAAGACAGAAGGAAGGGAUUAAAUUAACUAUCCGGAUCUCCAGUAGGAAGAGAAAGGCAGAAACACCCCCAGAAGAUGUCACUGCUGGCCGCACGUUAAGGAGAUCCCCAAGAAUAUCUAAGCCUACCCCCAAAAUUGUGGAGACUCGGGAUCAGAAAUCUGAUAAAAAACGAACUGAAGAGGAAGAGGAGAAAACUGCACAUAAGCAGGAAAGAAAAGAAGACACAAAAAAACAAGAGAAGGAGUCAAAUUCUAAGGUUAAUAAGAGAAGCAAAGUUCGGUGGACGGGUACACGAACACGUGGCAGGUGGAAAUACUCAAGCAAUGAAGAUAGUGAAGACUCAGAGAGUGAAAAAAACUCUGAUGAAGAGGAGGAAGAAGAAGAAGAGGAGGAAGAAGAAGCUGCACCAGCUGAUGAUGAUGAACCAUGCAAGAAGUGUGGCCUUCCCAACCACCCUGAGCUGAUUUUGUUAUGUGACUCCUGUGACAGCGGAUACCAUACAGCUUGCCUUCGCCCUCCUUUGAUGAUAAUCCCUGAUGGAGAAUGGUUCUGCCCACCUUGCCAGCACAAAUUACUCUGUGAGAAAUUAGAAGAACAAUUACAAGACCUGGAUGUCGUCUUAAAAAAGAAGGAGCGUGCAGAACGCAGAAAAGAGCGACUGGUGUACGUUGGUAUCAGCAUUGAGAACAUCAUUCCACCUCAGGAGCCGGAAAUCCCUGAAGGUCAAGAAGAAAAAAAGAAAGAUUCCAAAAAGCACAAAUCAAAGCUGCUUGAAAGGAGGUCGACCAGAACCCGGAAAUGCAUAAGCUACAGGUUUGAUGAAUUUGAUGAGGCAAUUGACGAGGCAAUUGAAGAUGACAUCAAGGAAGCAGAUGGAGGAGGCAUUGGCAGAGGCAAAGACAUGUCUAACAUCACAGGACAUCGUGGAAAAGACAUUUCCACAAUCCUAGAGGAAGAAAGGAAAGAAAAUAAGCGACCCCAAAGGGCAGCUGCAGCACGGCGCAAGAAACGACGGCGACUAAACGACCUGGAUAGUGACAGUAAUCUGGAUGAGGAAGAGAGUGAGGAUGAGUUUAAGAUCAGUGAUGGAUCUCAGGAUGAGUUUGUUAUAUCAGAGGAAAAUCUGGACGAGAGUGAAGAUGAUCCACCAUCAAACGAGGACAGCGAUUCCGAGUUCUGUGCCCGCAUAUCCAGGCGGCACCUCGCCAGGCCCAUGAGGCAAAGCAGGCGGUUACGGAGGAAAACAGUCAAGAAAAAAUACUCUGAAGAUGAUGAAGAUGAAGAUUCCGAGGACAAUUCAAGCAGAGAAUCUGAGAGUGGUGAUUACACAGAUUACAGUGAUGAUGAUUACCUGGAAACCAGGAGGAGAAGAUCAAGAAGGAAUCAGAAGAGGCAAGUUAACUACAAGGAGGAUUCAGAAAGUGAAGGCUCUCAGAAAAGUGUCCGAUAUGGAAAGGAGUUAAGAAGAGUUCAUAAACGCAGGCUCUCCACUUCAGAUAGUGAAGAGAGCUACGCGUCCAAGAACUCCGAAGAUGAUGAUUCCACAAAAGAGUCGAAGCGGCUGAUUCGAAAACGUCGGCGAAGUACGGACGACUACUCUGAGGAAGGAGAGGAUGAGGAAGAUGAGGAGAGGCCUGUCCGCAAACGGCUCAACAGAAUUGAAACAGACGACGAAGAUAACUGCGAAAAUGCUAACGAGGAGGCAGAAAACCCUGCAAAUAAGCUACCAGCACCACAGGCUCCUCCAGACAACAUCAAGAAGCACUGCUACCGGAUAGAGAGUGACGACGAAGAUGACUUUGAUAACGUAGGGAAAGUAGAGAGCCCUUUGGACUACAGCCUGGUGGAUUUGCCUUCCACCAACGGACAGAGCCCAGGUAAAACCAUUGAGAACUUGAUUGGCAAACCUAGUGAGAAGACCCAAGCCCCCAAGGACAGCACAGCCAGCGCCAGCCUGGCGCCCAACGGGACGGGGAGCGGGCAGGAAGCAGUAGGGCCAGAGGAAGAUGAAGAUGAACUUUUGAGAGUGACUGACCUUGUUGAUUACGUCUGUAACAGUGAACAGUUAUAAGACUUCCGUUUUUGUGCUAAUUUAUUCCACGGUAGCUCAUACCAGCGGGCCAGUUAUUAAAAGCUGUUUUAUUUUUCCUAGAAAAUUCUCCACUACAGUAUCACUUUUUAGAAGCAAGAAUUUCACCAGUCCUGCAGUCUUUCUGUGAAGUGACCAGUUUUGAACUUUGAAGAAGAAUUGCUGUAAAUUCCCCUCUCUUACCCCCCUUUCUCCUUCCAAGUCCACGGUCCUGGGUAAUUUCACUCACAAAAAACCUUAUCACAACAAGAGAUUUGUAUAUUUUUGGCUUUAUAUUUCCUGAGUGCAUACAAAUUUGUGGAAAUGGGUGGCCUAAGAAAGCAUUCCAAAUCGGUCAGGGCCCAAACCGGAAUUUGGGGUGGGUUUGGCUCAAGGGGUGGGCGGGGUGCAGAAGCACUUGUGCUUUAGCUUUUUCAUAUGAGAUAUAUAUUAUAUUUAAAUGUUCACAACUUAGAUUACAACUUAACAGACAGUCUCCAAUUUAACGUCUGUACUGUCGCAUUUUGUGAGUUGUAGGUUAACAUGCCAUAGCUCAUUAGUAAUCACCUUCAUGGAAGCAGUUUCAUUUUAAUAUCGGAGGCAAACAGAAUUACUAGAGGCCAAGAAGGUACCAUAAACAAGAACUCUACUAUCCAUUAUGACUUGCAGACUUUCCUAAUAAACAUCCUUUAAAGUGUUUGUACAGUAAAGUGUACUGUAAUGAAGUUUUUGACAGUUGAAACAUGCUAGUGAUGAAUACACAAAGCUAUCUCAUGCGUAGUUCAUCAGAUGGUCUUCUGUGCACGGUGUCCACUGGGAGGACGCAGUGAUGUGAAGUUGGUCUGUAAGCGGGAUGGCAUCUUGACGUGCUGCAAACUCAUACAGACAAAAGAAUCCUGCAGUAUCUGCCUGGCCACUUGGGUUCCACCUUCUGUCGGAGUAUCUGAAUGGAACGUGUCUGUACAAACUGCACUGACCGCCGAAUUACAGCGCAUCGAAGGAUUGAGGGAUUUUCCAAUAAGCCGUGACUGGUCCAUUCAUGUCCUUAGUAUCUACUUCAAAUUGAAGUAAACAAAUGGAACAGUUUUCCUUUUGGAGGUUUUCUGUUUGGGGUUUGUGUGUGUUUUUUGUUUUGAUUUUACUUAUCUGCCUGGAUGUAUUAGCAGGUUUUGAAUGUAGUGUUGGCCUUUGGCCAUUAGAGUUUUCUUAAAAUACAUUUUAAUAAUUGUCCCGUGACCAAAACUGAUUUCAAGAAGGCAGUGUUUCUGAGAGAAAACGCUCGGCUCCAAGACGUCCCAUCGACUUUGGAGAGGGCCUGAAGUGAUAUGUGCUGUCGUUAAAACAAAUGGAGACUACAAACAAAACCAACAAACGUGGGCACAUAAGAAAGAGCAGAGCUGAGAUUUGCUUUGGGAAGCGUUGAGUUUUCUCUUCAUUUGGAAUUAAGAUGCAGGCUGUAGCGUUUGUACGUGUUGUAGCACACAGCUGACAAAGAUCUGCCAAACGUUGAAAUCCAAAAAGGUCACCUUGUUACUCCUUUUGCUCUGAGAUUUGGAUUUUUGACUGGUGUUGAUGUCCAUUGCCGGCAAUGGAUGCACCAAAACUGCUGCUGCCACUGAGGAGUGAGUUCUCCUUUCCUGCCCCACCUGAUUCCCUUCCAUUAUGUUGUAUUUACUAGUCAGUCAUGAAGCACUUCUGUUUUCUUAUACUAAAACCGGCAUUAGGCCUUUACUAAAUACCUCUCUAGAAAACCUAGAUCCAAAAAAAUACCUACUUCUGGCCUGGCAAGUCUUGGUUUUGUUUCCCCCACCUCUCUCCACGAGUUCUAUCAGAACCACUCCGUGACUGUUACUCGAUUGGGUUCUAGCAGUGCACAUCCAGAACUAGAAUCGUCACAGCUGCAAGGAUAGAACUCGUUCAUUAUCUGCUGUGCUAAGCAAGCUUGCGAUUAAGAAAAAGCAGAAAUCAUGCUCUUUCUAAAUGAGAAUUGAACGCCAUUAAAUAUUAAAUAUCUUUCCACCUUAUCAAUGUUAACUGCUAACAGAUUUCACGAGCAGGUAUUAAAACAGGGUUUAGAACGUUCUUAAAAGCGUGUGUAGCAUUUUAGCUACCACACUGUUUUAAUUUGCCUGGGUGAUGCAUAAAUGUAGUGCUACUACAUUACUAAUACACUCGUGUUUUGAAACAAGAACAUUUGGCUUCCCCUUUCUAAUGUUAAUAGUUGCUAAGCGUUUUUAAUAUUUGCAGUGCAAACUGUCUUGAUUGCCGUGCAGCAACACUGUGCAACAAGUGACUUCUCAUUUAUGUUGGCAGUGCCAUCAUCUGUUUUUUGCUGCCAGAUGGAGCCUUUUCCUGUCUGAUCAGUGCCGUAGAAAACGUUCUUGCUUGUAGACUGCCCCAAAUGCUGGAGAUGUGGCGGGUGAGCGAUUGUGAAUGUAGGAAAAUACAAAGCAGUUAAAAUAGUGAAUGCACCAACCAGGAAGAAAUUGAGCACUGUGUUUUGGAGUGAAACAGAAGACCAGAAAGCAGGAAUGGAGCAUUGAAUUUUAUGUCAAGAGCAUCAAGUUUAACUGAUGUAGACAGAGAGGUUGUUACUUUCUGUUGGUCAGGAGUCAUAUCUGGUAGCUGGGAUGGCUUCAUCCCUUGGAUCCCAAGGUCCCAUUAGACCAGUAGGAAUAAUGUGCAUGGAAAAUCUGCCUAGAUGUUCUACAGAACCCAGGAUUUUAAAACUUCCAUUUUUUCUCCUGUCUAAGGCUUCCAACAUGGUGGGAAAUGUUAAUCUGUUUGGAAAGAUGUUUUCAGACACAAGGCUGGCUGGCUGCCACGUGGGGCUCAUGUUGUUGUGUCAUGUGUAUGUGAUCCCAGAGUGGGAAUGUCCUCCAGGUGUUGCGGUGUCCUUAGCAGCUCUACUGUAUGCAUCGUGAGAUCAGAAGUCACAAUGCCUUUGACUGCUCAUCUUCAGGUGUGGCUUUGGGCUAACAGGAAUUCAGGGUGUGUAAGGAGCAGAAUGCAUUCAGCCAGGGGUUUAUCACACGAUGGACUGAAUGGAAGCAGCAGAAUAGAACACCUGUUGGCUGAGCACGGAGGCAGUUUAUUUGGCCAUCUCCUGCUCUUUGCACAGAGGUUGACACCAAAAGCUGUGUCUUCUUUAACUUCAGAUCCUUCAGAGUAUAACAUGAGGAAGAAAGUGAGCUGAUUUCUGUGGGGUGUGUGAGUCUUCAGAAGCGCUGGAGGAGGGAAGGAACUAUAAACUGAGUUGGGGAAUGGAUGUUUUGGGUGCCACAAAGAUAAAGGAUUGUCUCUUUGCCAUGAGUAUGAGUGAUGUGCCAAGUACGGCCACUCUGUACUACAGAAUGCGGAGCAUUAAUCCAACCAGAAGGGUGGGGAAUUAAGAAACUUUAAGCAAGUUGUUUUAAAUUACUUAUUUUCACCUCUAUAUAUAUAAGUAUAUAUAUGUAUAAUUGAAAAGUAAAUGAGGAAUUUUGGUGGCAAGGGGUUUGUAUCAUCUAAUUCCAAAUGGCAACAUGUAGGCCUGGAGAAUUGGAUUGGGUACAUGCACACUGAAUGCUAUCCACAGGCUUGUGUUUAGCAUCCAACGUGCAGCGUGCACCCUAGAUACAUAUUUACAUUUGCUUUCAGUUCACUGGGUAUAUAAAAUCCUUUCAUGUAUAAAUAUAUGUAAAAAUAUCAAAUAACUUCAAAUUGUACCUUUCUGGAAAACAAAAUCUGUUGAAUGUGGUGGGGAAAUCUCCAGCAAUCCAUGCAAAAGGAGCACAGCUUUGAGGACGUGUGGGAUGAAGCCCAUGUUUCCCGGGAUCUUACUUUUCUUCCUCCCCUUCUAUAACGAGAGGGAUUGGGGCUGUAUCCUUUCAUAAGUCAGAAGACAGAAAAUGAACAAAACCAACAGAAACAGUACUUAUUAUCCAGCAUAUACUGAAGUAAUUACAGUUCUCAGUGACCACUUUGUGAUGCUGUGAGUUGGGGACCUCGUGGGACACUUUGACUCCAGAAAUACUUAUAACCUGAAGCUGGAUACGCAGCAUUCAGGGUGCUGAGGAUUAAUGGUCCCUUCUGAAAAUGUGCAUCACUUACCAAGCUCUUAUUUUAGGUUAGGUGUAACUACAUGAGGUAGUCCCAAACAGCAAAAGCGUGUGCCUGGGAGCUGUCUGUCCCAAUGCUUUGGAAUAAUUUAACUUAUUUUGUAUAUUGCAGAAGAUGUAUAUUGCUUAGUGUGACACUUAAAAAUGUGUACAGCUUCUGGGGGAAAGAAUAGGACACUCUUGAGUAGAUGAGACGUUUUUAUAGUUGAGGAUGUGGUGUAAAGGCCCCGGGUAUAACUGCGACUAAAAGCAAGUCCUACAGCUUGGGUUUUUGACUAUCAUUUUGUAAAUGCUGGCACCCCACAGGAUGAUGAUAUCAGGGGAUGAUACAGCAGGUAGAGAGGACACAUGCUUAAUGAAGGCAGGUGUGUCUGCAAAUAGAUCUACUAUUGCUACAUAUAACCCCAAAGGUUACUAAGGAAAACUGAAAGGUAGAGUUUUUCUAUUCCUUCAGUUGGUUUACUUUGUGCACUUGGCAGCACUUUGUGUAUAGUCAGUCUCACUGGUUCCCCAGGUGCAGACCGAGUUGGUUUCUCCUGCUGUCGGAAUGUUCUUUCCACUAACAGGAGAUGGGGAGUGGGUAGAGGGAAGCGGAAUGGAAAAAUGUGGAUGCAAGCACAUGCAAUUUGCAAGAUGGGUCUUGGACAGGCCUAAAAACUGCUUCUGAUUUGCCCUUUAAAGACUGUGUUUCAAACGGAAGGUCUCCGUGUAAGAGAAUCAUCUUGACACCCUCCUUUUCUCAUCGUGACCUUCAGAGCAACAGGAAAAGCUGUUCACGGUCUCUUUCCUUGAGGGAGCGGUUCCACCAGCACAGCAUGGGCACGGAGAAGGUUAGGAUCAGUCUGUGCAGUACUGUGACUAUGUUUGCCUUUGGGGAUGUUGGUUGGAGUCCACCCAGGUUCCUUUGUUCCUCUUUUUAUGUCCCACAGGACUAAACUGAUUAGUGAUACUUAGAUUAGUCUGUCAGAACUUGACUUAAAUGAUAAAGUCCUUCUUCUAAAACAUACAACAGGCCUUGUUACCAGUGCGCCAUUUAUUAGUUAAAAGUCCUUAACAGAUACUAAUCUGCUACUCAAGUUAGUGGUAGAAAAGGAAAUCAAACCAUACCAUACAGCAAUAUACCUUGUUUAGUUUUUCAUUUCAUAUUCAUCAUACGGACUCUAAAAUCUUGUACAGUAUCUGAUUCCUAUGCUAUACCCAUUAACAUGGUACUCCUCCCCCUAACCUGCAUGAAAACAAUUUGUUUUUCAUGCCAGUCAGGCUGCUGGUUGCCCUGCUUCGUAGAUCUGCAGCAGCCAUGAGAUGGCAUUCAACUGAUUCAAGCGCUUGAUGUCACCGUUGUCAGUAUGCACAAUGGUGCAUUCAGAUAGGUGCAGGGUUUUAGUCAGAUGCUAGACAAGCACUGGGUGUAUUCACUGCCCCAAAUAGCAUAGGACCAGGUAACUGCUAGCAGAAUGGCUGCCCUCCAAUUUUUGUGACAAUUAGAUCGAAACUGCCGGAUAGGUUAAAAUCCCAGAUAUGUGUACAUGAAAUACAGUCUUGUCUUAACCCCUGUGUGCUGUCUGUAUCUUCACAAAGAAAUCUGGAGCUCCUGAACAUCAGUCUCGUUCACAGUUGGCCUCGUUUUUCUUUUCCUUCUCUAGACGUCCCGCAAGCCGAGCUCUUUGCAGAGCUGAACCCGUGCAUUUCCAAGUCCUGAACCUUGAUUUUUAAAUCUCUUCCAUUGUGACUUGCUACAAUAUGAAAGGGAAAGGAGCGAGGGGACGCACACUGUGUGUGUGGGAGGUGGGGAGAGAGACGCUGAAUAAACUGGAAUUGUCAUUGUUGCACAUAAAUGGGGUGGUGCUUUCACUGUCCUUCCCCCCCUUGCCAGAAAUACCGCGUGCAUGUGAACCACGAUGCAUUAAAACCUUUGCAAAUGGAAGUCACGGUGGCCUCAGUGCUCAAAGGGUUAACUGCAGUUUAAUAACAGUUCAUGUUUUUAGAUUUGCAGUACACAACUGUUUAAAUACUGUAUUCCUUGUAAAUGAAGUUAAAAAAAACAAAACAAAUGUUAAGGCUGGUGCCAAUAUUUUUGUUAAUGAAUUGUUCAGCGUUGUCUCACUACAGUCUGGUCAGAACUCUUUGUGUAUAAGCUGGGCCUGAAGCCAUUUUAUAGCUUGUAGGCCUAAUUGUGUAACUUUUCUUUCAUAAUGUUUUUUUGUUAUAAUAUCUACUGUCAUUUCUUUCAUAUAAAUAUGACAUGUAAAUUGUCAUAAUAAAAACAAAAACAAAAACCUGAAA
Messenger RNA from Coturnix japonica (Japanese quail), 10665 nucleotides. It is a transcript of the gene RSF1, whose product is annotated as remodeling and spacing factor 1. NCBI's taxonomy places the organism in Eukaryota, Metazoa, Chordata, Aves, Galliformes, Phasianidae. Gene Ontology annotation, cellular component: RSF complex. Gene Ontology annotation, molecular function: histone binding. Gene Ontology annotation, biological process: negative regulation of DNA-templated transcription. The record is from RefSeq and is a predicted model, not a curated record.